This is a messenger RNA of Eremomyces bilateralis CBS 781.70, 2332 nucleotides long. RefSeq names its product cysteine proteinase. Gene Ontology annotation, molecular function: cysteine-type deubiquitinase activity; zinc ion binding. Lineage: Eukaryota; Fungi; Ascomycota; Dothideomycetes; Eremomycetales; Eremomycetaceae. The record is from RefSeq and is a predicted model, not a curated record. Bases 386 to 1966 code for a protein of 526 amino acids. The transcript is spliced from 6 exons. Gene Ontology annotation, biological process: protein deubiquitination.
GUCCGUAACCUCCAAAGUUCCAAUCGAAGGCCCUAGCCUUGAACGGUUGAUUCCUUUAGUGUCGAAAUAGGGUCUCUCUACAGACGAACUGGAUUGUGGUUUGGUUAUCGGCUCAUUGAAGUGAAUCUUCAAUCUUCUUGCCGCUCGGCGGAACUCGUUUGCCCCCCUCCAGCCUUCACCCUGGCUUGAGCCUCCCUUAGGCUCUUAGCUGCUCAUACCGGUACCAAAGAAGCCCAAGAACUGCUAACAUUUCAGUUCCACCCACUCCUACUACUGCCGCGGGUGUCAUACACCCUAUCCUGCCCUCAUAGGACUUGGGUGGAUAUGUAAUUGUGGAGAAUAGCAGCAGCCGUCAAGCGUUUGUCAAGUCGUCAAAUCGUGAAAGAUGGAUAUAACUUCCAAAACGGGCGCGUUGGCAUCGCCGAAACUCACCAAGCCAAAGCCCGCACCCGCUCCAAGUAUGGUGGCGUACGCUGCCUUUGGGUGUGAACACAUUCAUGACCUAUUCAUGGAGAACCGGAAAUUCACCGUCCAUCACUACUCCCUCCUGGUCCAGACCAUCAACGAAAAGAACGCCCUGAUCCUGCAAACCCACAAGUCUCUCAAAGCCCCCGAACCGAGACCGGCCGUCUGCUUCACGCCGACCUAUCUGUGCCUGCAAUGCCCCAGCGUCCACAGUCCGGAGUUGAGAGAUAAGCACUGGGACACUAAGGGCCAUGCGUUCUCAAUCGAGUCACGGUCAGGCUAUGUAUACUGCCAGGAAUGCCAGGACUUCAUAUAUGACCCCACGCUCGAGGAAGUGCGUCUACAACGAGGCCGGAAGAGACGGAAGCUCCAGGACUACACUCAUACCCCCGAAGAUGCCCGUUUAAUCGCGCAGAACUCAACAUUCGCCCCGUGCCGUGCGAUUGGAUUGCGUGGAUUCUACAACAUGGGCCAGACGUGCUUCAUGAGCGUUAUCAUCCAAAGCCUGCUGCACAACCCGUUCAUCAAGAUGUUCUAUCUCGGCGAAGGACAUAAGACGGCGGAUUGCGAGAAGUCCCAUUGCACGAGUUGCGCGCUGGACGAGAUCUUCACGGAGUUUUAUUCGGUGGAGAAGACGGAGGGGUUCGGCGCGGUGAACAUGCUCAUUGGGAGCUGGAUGGGCACGCAUUCACUGGCCGGCGAUAAGCAGCAGGAUGCCCACGAGUAUCUCCAAUUCAUAUUUAAUUCUCUCCACUUGGAAAACGGUGGAACCACCGAUCACAAGGGAGACGAUUGCUCGUGCAUCAUGCAUCGCUCCUUUUCCGGCCGGCUGCAGAGCACCGUCACCUGCGAUAAAUGCAAGAACAUCACCACGGCGUUCGAUCCGUUCAUGGACCUGAGUCUGGAUCUGAAGAGCCAGGCCAGAAAACGGAAAGCCGACGUGGAUAAAUUCGCAGAUAUCGUGCCGGUGGAUGUGAGGGAAUGCCUAGAGCGGUUUACUGGAAAGGAGAAGCUCCCAAGCGGAGAAUACACCUGCCAUAAAUGUGGCGGUUCGCAACAAAAUGCGACGAAGCAGCUCAGCGUCCAACGUCUUACCCCGGUGUUGACGAUCCAUCUAAAGCGAUUCGAGCAUAAUAAGACGUCUUCCAAGAUCGAGACCAAAGUGAAGUUCCCCCUGGAACUGGAUAUGUACCCGUAUACGACCCGGGCCAAAUCCCAUCCCAUCAAGCCCGGUUCAAUCCAGAACCCGCCACCCAGCUGCGUCUACGAGCUGUCGUCCGUGGUCGUGCAUAAAGGCAAGAUCGAUUCCGGCCACUACGUCUCGUACUCGCGCGAGGGGCCCGACUGGUUCCAGUUCGACGACGUGAAGGUCACUCUGGCUUCGGAAGCGGAGGUGCUGGAUGCGAACGCGUAUCUGCUCUUCUAUGUUCUCCGUGGGCUCGAGGCUAUGGGCGACGACCUCACCCAGAAGGAUGCCCUCAAUGUGCCCUUUGGUCAGUGACGUUGCAUUCUUCUCUGCUCUCACUUAGCGGGAAUGCAUUGGGUGGCGUUUGGAAAUGGGAAGGAUAUAUUGUAGUUAGACUGCUGCCGUGGUGGCUCGAUCCAGGAUGGCGUUUCGUGUCUAGAUUGCAGGCUAUUCAAGCAUAUUACGUUGCGGCCAGUGCUCUGCAAAGUGCCUCUAUCAUCAUGAUUUUAUCUCUCUAUCUAGGCACCGCGUAGGCUAAUCAUGCGUAGGCUAAUCAUUAACGAAGAGAUUCCAAUCUUUAACGUCAAACGUCGCCAUGACUUGUUCCAUAACGUCCAACCCAUCUUUAACAAAUUCAUCGAACUGCUCGUUGCCGAUGUCGAUAUUCUCCGGGUGGAAACU